Molecule: messenger RNA, 1866 nt
Organism: Iphiclides podalirius (scarce swallowtail)
Lineage: Eukaryota; Metazoa; Arthropoda; Insecta; Lepidoptera; Papilionidae
Source: the annotation of a GenBank genome assembly
AUGAAGGGCGACAAGAAUGUAGACAUUCAGGCCCUUAAGGAUAUGGCCAAUAAACUCAGAAUCGACAGCAUCAUUGCAACAAAUGCAUCAAAAUCCGGCCACCCCACGUCAUGCGCGUCGAUGGCGGAGAUCAUGUCGGUGCUGUUCUUCCACACCAUGCGCUACAAGGUCUCCGCACCGAAGGACCCCUCCGCCGACCGCUUCGUACUCUCAAAGGGCCAUGCGGCCCCCAUCCUGUACGCCGCGUGGGCGGAGGCCGGCCUCUUCCCGGUGGAGGAGCUGAAGAAGCUGCGCCAGCUGGAGUCGGACCUGGAGGGCCACCCCACGCCGCGGCUCAGCUUCGUGGACGUGGGCACCGGCUCGCUGGGCCAGGGGCUGGCCGUGGCCGCCGGCAUGGCCUACGUGGGCAAGUACUUCGACCAGGCGCCCUACAGGGUGUACUGCCUGGUGGGUGACGGCGAGGCGGCCGAGGGCAGCAUUUGGGAGUCUCUGCACUUCGCCAGCCACUACAAGCUGGACAACCUCGUCGUCAUCUUCGACGUGAACCGCCUGGGCCAGUCCGAGCCCACCUCGCUGCAGCACCGGAUGGACGUGUACGACGCGCGGCUGAAGGCUUUCGGCGCGAACUCCGUGGUGGUGGACGGCCACGACGUGUCGGAGCUGGUGAAGGCGUUCGACGCGGCGGCCUCGGUCAGCGGCAGGCCCACCGCCAUCGUGGCCAAGACCUUCAAGGGCAGGGGCUUCCCCGGCAUCGAGGACUCCGACAACUGGCACGGGAAGCCCCUGGGCGCGGAAGGGGACAAGGUCAUCAAGCACCUGCAGGCGCAGAUGAAGAGCCCCGCGCCGCGGCUGGUGGCGCGCCCGCCCGCCGCCGCCGCGCCGGCCGUGCACCUGGCCGACGUGGCGCUCUCCUCGCCUCCCGCCUACGCCGCUACGGACCGCGUAGCCACGCGCCUGGCCUACGGCACCGCGCUCAAGAAGAUCGCCGACACCAACAUGAGGGUGAUCGCUCUCGACGGCGACACGAAGAAUUCUACGUUCAGUGACAAACUGCGCAACGCCUACCCAGAAAGGUUCGUGGAGUGCUUCAUAGCGGAGCAGAACCUGGUGGGCGUGGCCACCGGCGCCGCCUGCCGCGGCCGCACCGUGGCCUUCGCCUCCACCUUCGCCGCCUUCUUCACGCGCGCCUUCGACCAGAUCCGCAUGGGCGCCAUCAGCCAGUCCAACAUCAACCUGGUGGGCUCGCACUGCGGCGUGAGCAUCGGCGAGGACGGGCCCUCGCAGAUGGGCCUCGAGGACUUGGCGCUCUUCCGCUCCGUGCCGGACUGCACCGUCUUCUACCCCUCAGACGCCGUCGCCACGGAGCGCGCCGUGGAGCUGGCCGCCAACACGCGCGGCAUCUGCUACAUCCGCACCUCGCGCCCCGCCACGGCCCUGCUCUACCCCAACGGCGAGACCUUCAAGGUAGGACAAGCCAAGAUAGUGCGCGAGAGCGCGGCCGACCGCAUCCUGCUCAUCGGCGCUGGAGUCACUCUUCACGAGGCCGUUUCUGCCGCUGACCAACUGCAAAAAGAAGGCGUGGGCGCGCGGAUCCUGGACCCGUUCACGGUGAAGCCGCUGGACUCUGCGGCCGUGCGCAGCCACGCCAAGGCGGUGGGCGGGAGGGUGCUCGUCGUCGAGGACCACUACGAGGCCGGCGGGCUGGGCGAGGCGGUGCUGUCGGCGCUGCGGCUGGAGCGCGCCGUGGCGGUGGAGCACCUCUGCGUGAGGGAGCUGCCGCGCUCGGGCCCGCCGCAGGCGCUGCUGCGCCGCUUCGGCAUCUCGGCCGACCACGUGGUGGCCGCUGCGAAGCGGCUGCUCGACGCC